AUGAAAAAGAAGAUUGAUUUGAUAGUUGAGGAGUUAUCAACAUGGGAGGAAGGAAUAGAGGUAAAUGAAUCGGUUUUCUAUCUUGAAUCUCAAAAUGAUGUGGAAUGUCCUCACAGAAUAGUGAUAGAUCAGGAAUCACGUGGUAUGGGUUUAAAGAUUGUUAGUGUUGCUCCAGACAAUGCGAAAAAGUCGUUGCCAACUGUGCCCGCUACAAUAUUGUUGGUCGACCCCACCACCGGUAUACCACAGGCAUUGGUAGGUGGCACUUUCCUCACCGGUUUUAGAACGGCAGCAGGAACUGCAGUUGCGGUCAAGUAUUUGGAACGAUCCAAAAGCGAUUGUAAGGUUCUCUCGAUAUUCGGUUCUGGAUUGCAGGCACUCUGUCAUAUUGAGGCUAUCCUCCAUGUGAGACCAUCGAUCAAAACCGUCAGAAUUCACAGUCGCACCACUGAAAACGUUCAUACUCUCAUUGGCCAGUUGCGAUCGAAACCAUAUAUACCUGAGGAUAUAGAGUUUGUCUAUGAGGCAGAUGUAAACACGAUGGUUGGCGAUGCCGAUAUUGUGGUGACUGCAACUUCAUCGUCGACGCCAGUUUUUGAUGGCGCUUCAUUAAAAGACGGAUCAAUGGUGAUUUCAGUUGGCUCGGCAAAACCAACAGCCAGAGAAUUGGAUUCAACUGUUAUGAAUAGAGCUUGUUUGGUGGUUGUAGACGAUAUUCAUUCAGCGGGUGUCAGUGGUGAUAUCACCUCACCAAUUCAAGAAGGUUCACUUAAACCGGAAGAUAUCAUCAAACUAUGUCAAGUUGUCAAGGAAAAAGGUAUCAUAUCAACACCACCAAACAGACAAUCUGAAAAACAAACAAUCAUUUUUUAUAAAUCAGCAGGUACAGCUAUUCAAGAUAUUUCAACAGCAAAUAUGUUAUAUAACAAAGCAAUAAGAUUAGGUAAAGGUUUAAAUGUACAAACAUAA
Heterostelium album PN500 is the source of this 969-nucleotide messenger RNA. Its product is annotated as ornithine cyclodeaminase family protein. Gene Ontology annotation, cellular component: cytoplasm. Lineage: Eukaryota; Evosea; Eumycetozoa; Acytosteliales; Acytosteliaceae. The record is from RefSeq and is a predicted model, not a curated record. Bases 1 to 969 code for a protein of 322 amino acids. The transcript has 4 exons.